Thrips palmi is the source of this 2512-nucleotide messenger RNA. RefSeq names its product protein ecdysoneless (gene ecd). The coding region runs from base 69 to 2105 and encodes 678 amino acids. Lineage: Eukaryota; Metazoa; Arthropoda; Insecta; Thysanoptera; Thripidae. The transcript has 13 exons. Gene Ontology annotation, cellular component: nucleus. The record is from RefSeq and is a predicted model, not a curated record.
GUGCGUUGGUUGUCUUGUUGUUUGUUUUGUAGGUUGUGUAGGCUAGUGUAGGCUUAGGUUGCUUGAAAAUGGCUAGCGCACUUGAAGAUGUUCAGGUUGACGAUUUCGUCGAGUAUUUUCUUUUUCCUCAGGGAUUGGAAGAACUGUCUUCAAAGGAAGAGGUGGAAGAUUCCUUGAGAAACGUAUUUUCUCUCAUAAGUUGUUGCUCCUCCGAACACAAGCGUGAAUAUAUAUGGCAUAAAGACCCUUUUAACAUUGCGCCUAUCCUUGAGGAUGAAACUGGGUUGUUGCCGCCACACCUUCAUGGUACAACUCACUUUGGGGAUAACAUUGAGGAUGAAUGGUUCAUUGUUUACCUCCUGUUACAAUUAACUAAAGAUGUCGAGGGCCUGGUUGUACGAGUUAUUGAUUCUGAUGGAGAGUUUCUCCUCAUUGAGGCGGCUGACUACUUGCCUCCAUGGGCCGACCCAGAAACAUGUGGCCAAAGGGUUUACUUGUAUCAAGGAGAGGUUCACUUGAUUCCAUACAACGAUCUGAAAAUGAAUGAUUCACCCAAAGUGGUUGCCAUUUCCAGUGCUAUUCAGCUCAUCAGGUCAUCACCUCAGCAGACCCUUGCCCCUCAGCCUAUUCAAGAUGCUAUCUCUGCUCGAAUCGAAGGUUACCCCAACAAAAUUAAAGAGAAUCUACAUAGAACGACAUUGUCUCUUCCUGCCGAAAUAUCUGUCCUACUCAAACACAAUCCAAGUUUAAUUGCACCUGCUGUUCGUGCAUUUUGUGAGCGUGAUCCAAUUGAUAAGAGGGCAUGUCGCAACAUGACACAUUUCCGACCCGAAAACUGUGUUAUGUCCAGUGUAGUGUUUACCCGCUGUCUGUAUGCAAUGCUUUGUCAUGAAAAGAGCAUUCCAGAAAAACGAUCCGGCUGGCAGUUACCUCCUCCAAACUCCCCCACUUUUAAGAUGUAUAAUUUGGGAUACAAAGUGGCGUGUGGAUUUGAAAUUUUGGUUGAUCGUGCUAAAACAUCUGGAAAUUGUAGUGACAGUACUGGAAAUACCCCAUCUGUAGAAAUUAAAGACUUGGCUGAGAGUAGAGGGUGGUCUUUGUAUCUAUCCAGCCUCAGGAAGAAAGAAUAUUUCAAGGGUCUUUUAGAAGGUUCUAAGGAGUACAACGCUCUUCUUGAACAAGCCAAAGAAUUUUAUAUCAACAAUUGCGCAUCCACUUCUAAAAUCAUGCCAGAUUCUUCAGCUGGAAGUGAAAUUUUGUCUCGAUUGCACUCACUCACCUUGGACUUAGAGGCCAUGAAAGAAGAAUCUAAAAAUCUUCCACAGAAUGAUGAUGACUCAUGGCUUGAAAUUGGUCCAGAGGAAGUAGACAAAAUGUUGAAAGAAAGAUAUGGGUCUAUCACAGACAAAUUGAAAAAAAGUGAAGUACCCGACAAAACAGGGUUAGCAACAGCUCUUGGAAACUUUAUGGACUGCAUGUCAGGAGUAGAUGGAGCUGAGUUUCCGAAACAAGGCACUUCCAAGACUUCUGCCAACAACCCCAUAUUUUCAGGAACCAGGAAAAAGUCUGGGAAAAACAGUGAAGAUUCUGAAAUGGCUGCAAGUGACAAUCGACUAAACUUUGACCCAGAAGGAUUUUCCUGUGCAGUUCAGAAUAUAUUAGACUUUGUCAUACCUGAGGACUCCUGGGACUUGAAUUCUGGUUCUGAAGACUCAGAUAUUGGUUCAUAUGAGGAUGAUGGUGAAUUGGAUCUGGAUGAAGUGAAGCCAGGUAAGAAACAACCACCUGAUGCUGAACUGAAACAGUACAUGGAUCAAAUGGAUCGUGAAUUGGCCAACACAACUAUAGCGCAGAGCUUUGAGAAAAAGGAACCAAAAGCUAAACCAGAAAAGAAGAUAAAACCAGGAACAUCUCAAGAUGAAGAUUUGUUUGAGGAUGUUGAAGAUUUCCAGCCGGUUGACAUUGACCUUAAUGCUUUAAAGAAUAUUCUGGAAUCAUUUCAGUCUCAAAUGGGUGCAGCUGGUCCUGCAUCAAAUCUAUUGGGACCAAUGGGAAUCCACCUUGAAAAUAUGUCUCGAAAAACUUCUGAUAACAAUGGGAAGUAGAGCUGUGGUCUUCCUUAUUCUAGAAAUACUAUAGGUGGACUUUGUCCUUCCUCUAUUGGCCUUUUCACAUUCCAGGUGAGGAGUGUCUAGUUGUAAGCGGUAUACUUGUGUUAGGCUUUGUGCAACAAAUUGACUCUAGUCAUCUUUAUUUUUUAUUUUUUUUAUCCAUAUCAGUAAGAUCCAGUGUUGUACGUUAAAUGUGGUGAGGUAUUGUGACCUCUGAAAGUUUGUAAUGUACACUUUCAACACAAACAUAUUUAUAUGUACUAUUAAUAUUUUUACUGUACCUUAUGCCUUAUGUUCCAUGUGCCUCAGCAUUUGUUUUAUUUUUUUACAAUAACUAUCAUUAUUUGUUGGUUACCAAUUGACAAUGGGUCAUUGCAAGUAUUAUAUUCUGUAAAUUUGAA